AUGGCUGAUCCGGCUUUGAUUUCAGAAAUUGUGAAUGCCGUCCAAUCUCAUUUUGAUAACCAAUCCAUUACCCUUCAUCAACUCUUACAACAAUACAUGGCCAAAGUUGAUAAUCGGCUUGAUGAACUCCAGUCCCAAAUUAAUAUCAGUACUUCCGCUUCCGGAAGAACCCAAGGGUCUUCAUCUCGCCAUCCACAUGCAUUUGAAUCGUCACCCUCUUCCUCUGAGAUAUCACCUUCUCUCAGAUCUAUGAAGAUGGAGGUGCCGAAAUUUGACGGGACCGACCCCGAUGGGUGGAUAUUCAGGAUUGAGGAAUUCUUCGAUUUUCUCGCUACACCUGAAGAGUUACGCCUUCGUAUCGUCUCUUUUCACAUGGAAGGAAAAGCAGCAGCAUGGUUUCAAUGGAUGAAAUCGAACAAUCUUUUAACUGAUUGGAAAGCUUUCCUGGUCAAUUUGAAGCACCGAUUUGGUAGUUCUGUAUAUGAAGACCCGGAGGGCGCUCUGUCCAAGCUUGUACAAAACACAUCCGUAGCUGAAUUUCAGUCAGCGUUUGAAGAUCUGAUGAACAAGGUACGAGGAAUUUCAGAAUCUCUGUUAAUCAGUUUUUUUGUUACGGGACUGAAGCCAGACAUUCGCCGUGAAUUGCUUCUCAAUCGUCCGUCAUCCUUAAUGGAAGCAUUUGCCCUCGCACGCGCUUAUGAGGCACGGGCCGAAGAAAUGAGAUUCAAUUUACGAAUUGGGCCCAAAGGGAAUCAGACCAGCCCACAAGCCCAUUUUUCACAGCCUAACGCCCAUGCUCUAAAUUCUGGGUACACUCCGAAACUUCCAACAACGUUCACUACCACUACAGAUUCUAGUACACAGCCCCGGAAAAAUCUCUUCCCAAAACCUACUUCAGUUUUGGAAAACCAGCAGCCUCUUUUACCCACUCCAAAUAUUCCCAAGUUACCACUUCGACGACUAACAGAAGCAGAGCUUCGUGCAAAACGAGAAAAAGGCUUGUGUUAUAAUUGUGACGAGCGCUAUACUCCUAACCACCGCUGCCGAAGCCGAUUCUUAUGCCUCUUGGGAAAUGAUGAUGAUGACGAACUAGGUGGGGAGGCGAAUAGUGAUCCAAAUCCAGAUGAGGAGUUGGUGACGGCGGAUAUCUCGAGCCUUAAUACAUUAGCUGGUCAAUCGAACCCAAGAUCAUUACGAAUUGCGGGAAAAAUUAAAGGAAAAAAUCUCCAAGUCUUGAUUGACAGUGGCAGUACGCACAAUUUCAUUAAAACUUCGGUUGCAGAGUCCUUGGGAUUACCGGUUGAGUCGACAAAUAAAUUCAGAGUUUAUGUCGGCAAUGGGGACCACAUGGUCUGUGAAUAUUCAUGUCCCUCUGUUGAACUGGAAUUACAACAUAAUAUAUUUUCUGUUGACAUGUACGUCUUGCCUAUCGAAGGCCCUGAUUUAGUUCUUGGAAUACAAUGGUUACGUCAGUUGGGACGAGUUUUUCAUGAUUAUACGGCCAUGACAAUGGAAUUUGAUUGGUGCGAAAAGCAGGUGGUUCUAAGAGGGGAAGCCCGUUCAAUGUCAUCACCAGUUACAUAUCACCAGUUGCAAGCAAUUAUUGAUAGUGAUGACUUUGAUUGUCUAUACGAGGUUCAUUUUCAGGAGUCGGAUGGGCAACCAAACCAUAACAAUAAACAUGGAGAUGCGGUUGAAUUUCCCACGGGGUUACCUCCGGAGAUCACAAAUGUGUUGGAAAAGUUUUCGGGGGAUCUACCACCAAACCUCAGAUUACUACCAUCGACUAAUGUGGGGUGCCACCCAAUUCUAGAGCCAUUAGCCGUGUGUGCUCGCCGUGCUAUAUUACGACGCGGCCAUAUUGUUCCACAGGUCUUAGUUCAAUGGACAUCUUCAACACCUGAAGAUUCCACCUGGGAGGACUGGGACGAAUUUCAUAAGGCAUAUCCGACAGUUAACCUUGAGGACAAGGUUGAUUCUCAAGAGGAGAAUGAUGAUACGGCUCAACCCGUUAUUAGCCCGACUCCGGACCAACCCACGUCAACAACCAAACCAACCCGAGACAGGAAGACUCCCUUUUGGCACAAAGACUAUGUCAUACAUUGA
Messenger RNA from Striga hermonthica, 2106 nucleotides. The record is from the annotation of a GenBank genome assembly. Lineage: Eukaryota; Viridiplantae; Streptophyta; Magnoliopsida; Lamiales; Orobanchaceae.